This is a messenger RNA of Peronospora farinosa, 864 nucleotides long. NCBI's taxonomy places the organism in Eukaryota, Oomycota, Peronosporomycetes, Peronosporales, Peronosporaceae. The record is from the annotation of a GenBank genome assembly.
AUGAGCAGUCUUGACUGGUCUCUCGAGUGUUGCAAUGACAAACAGUUUUUGUCCAUUUUUCUCAUUCUUUGCUAUGCUGUCGUUAUCUUUAAACUAUGGCGCGUAUCGAUUCUUCACCCCUUUAAAAUUUUGACGGUGUUCCUCCAUGAACUGGGGCACGCCACAGCUGCGUGGCUCACGUGCGGCAGUGUGAAAGGGAUGGAAGUGCAUCCGGAUGAAGGUGGUGUGACCAAGACUGCUGGUGGAUUGCAGUGGGUCAUUCUCCCAGCUGGGUACCUUGGAUCAGCAGUGUGGGGUAUGGGGUUGAUGAUUGCGAGUGCUGACAAGACGGCUUCCGAGGUGGCAGCAGGUGUCCUCAUCUUUUUCCUGCUCCUAUUUAUCUUCUACGCACAUAAUGGCUACUUGCGGGUUUUGAAUUUCUGCUUUAUUGUGCUACUUGCGGGCUUGCUGGCAUUGAACAUUUGGACGACGGUCGACCCAUUACAUUUUGUGACGCUCUUUAUUGGAGUCAUGAGCUGCCUCUUCUCGGUUUACGAUAUCUGGGACGACCUCAUCUCCCGCCGUGUAAAUGAGAGUGAUGCGUCGGUCUUUGCCAAAAUGACGCACACUUCAAGUCGCUGUUGGGGAGUGAUUUGGGGACUUUUUGCGCUCGUCACACUGGUUGCUGCGGUCUAUUUCAACUUGCUUGUAGCAGAGGACUCGGGCGGGUCGCUUACCAAUAUCUCGGAUGCCUCCACGGGCACAAAAAUUGCGUUGGCUUGCGCCGUUACUAUUGUGGCUGUCGCUGUGGCUCACACAGUAUUCACGCGGAGGUGUAUGCUACGGAAGCGCGUGGGAUUGAGCAGCUACUUCUCUUCCGUAUAA